GGGAGAAGAAGAGGAAGCAACUAGAGAUCAGGAGCAGAACAUCAGAGUCCAUGAGAGAGGAGGAGCAGGAGGAGCAGUAGAGGAGCGGAAUGGAGGAGGACAAGCAGAACCCGGAGCACCGGAGCAACAAGGUCCGGAGAAGACAAGCAGCAGGCUCGUCCUCUGAUAGCAGCGAUGUUGAGGAACAGAGAGGAAGAGAGGAACUCAUACGUCACCACCGUGACAAAUCCUUCACAACAUCUGGAUCGUUAAAAAUUCAUCAAAGAGUUCAAACUGGAGAGAAACCAUACAGCUGUGACCAAUGUGAGAAAACAUUUUUGCGCUGCAGUGCCCUCAAAGCCCAUCAACGCAUUCACAUUGAAGGGGAACUGUCCAGUUUUUUCCAAAGUGGGAAGGAUUUCACAGAGUCAGGGACCUCAAGAAAACAAGACACUGACACAGCAGAGAAACUGUUUAGCUGUGAUCAAUGUGAGAAAGCUUUCACCACUCUACGUAGCUUAAAAAGUCACCACUGUGUUCAUACUGCAGAAACGCUGCACUGCUGUGACCAAUGUGGGAAAACUUUUUCGCAACACACAUCCCUUAAAACUCACCAAAGAAUUCACACAGGAAAGAAACUGUACAGCUGUGAUCAAUGUGGCAAAGCUUUCACAUGCCCAAGUAAGUUGAAAGACCAUCAGCGCAGUCACACAGGAGAGAAACCUUACAUGUGCGAGCAAUGUGGGAAAAAGUUUUCCCAAAUCAGAACCCUAAUAUCUCAUAAACAUAUUCACACUGGUGAGAAACCAUACAGGUGUGAUCAAUGUGGCAAAGCCUUUGCACGGUCAGGGGCCUUAAAACGCCACCAACGUAUUCACACAGGAGAGAAACCGUACAGCUGUGAUCAAUGUGACAAAGCCUUUGCACAGUUAGAGACCUUAAAACGCCACCAACGUAUUCACACAGGAGAGAAACCGUACAGCUGUGAUCAAUGUAGCAAAGCUUUCAAAUGGUUAAGUAACUUGAAAGCCCAUCAACGCAGUCACACAGGAGAGAACCCAUACAGGUGCAACCAAUGUGGGAAAAAGUUUUCCCAAAUAGGAACCUUAAUAUCUCAUAAACGUAUUCACACAGGAGAGAAACAAUACAGGUGUGGUCUAUGUGGCAAAGCUUUCACAUGCUCACGUAGCUUGAAAACCCAUCAACUCAGUCACACGGGCGAGAAACCGUACAGCUGUAAUCAAUGUGGCAAAGCUUUCACACAAUCACGUAACUUGAAAGCCCACCAACGCAGUCACACAGGAGAGAAACCGUACAGGUGUGAUCAGUGUGGCAAAGCUUUCACACAGUCACGUGACUUGAAAACCCAUCAACGCAGUCACACAGGAGAGAAACCAUACAGCUGUGAUCAAUGUGGCAAAGCUUUCACACAGUUAGGUAGCUUGAAAACCCAUGAACGCAGUCACACAGGAGAGAAACCGUACAGCUGUGAUCAAUGUGGCAAAGCUUUCACGCAGUUAGGUAGCUUGAAAACCCAUGAACGCAGUCACACAGGAGAAAAACUGUACAGCUGUGAUCAAUGUGGUAAAGCUUUCACGCAGUCAAAUCACUUGAAAACCCAUCAACGCAUUCACACAGGAGAGAAACCGUACUGGUGUGAACAAUGUGGUAAAGCUUUCACACAGUUAGAUAGCUUGAAAACUCAUCAACGCAGUCACACAGGAGAGAAACCGUACUGGUGUGAACAAUGUGGCAAAGCUUUCACACAGUCAGGUAGCUUGAAAACCCAUCAACGCAGUCACACAGGAGAGAAACCGUACAGCUGUGAUCAAUGUGGCAAAGCUUUCACACAGUUAGGUAGCUUGAAAACCCAUCAACGCAGUCACACAGGAGAGAAACCAUACAGCUGUGAUCAAUGUGGCAAAGCUUUCACACAGUUAGGUAACUUGAAAGCCCAUCAACGCAGUCACACAGGAGAGAAACGGUACAGCUGUGAUCAAUGUGGCAAAGCUUUCACACAGUUAGGUAACUUGAAACCCCAUCAACGCAGUCACACCGGAGAGAAACUGUACUGCUGUGAUCAAUGUGGCAAAGCUUUCACACAGUUAGGUAAUUUGAAACCCCAUCAACGCAGUCACACAGGAGGGAAACUGUACAGGUGCGAUCUAUGUGGCAAAGCGUUUGCACAGUCAGGGGCCUUAAAAUCCCACCAACGUAUUCACACAGGAGAGAAACCGUACAGCUGUGAUCAGUGUGGUAAAGCCUUUGCAACACCAUGGACUUUAAAAAGCCACCAACGCAUUCACACAGGAGAGAAACUGUACAGCUGUGAUCAAUGUGGCAAAGCCUUUACACAGUCAGGGGUCUUAAAAAGCCACCAACGUAUUCACACAGGGGAGAAACCGUACAGCUGUGAUCAAUGUGGCAAAGCCUUUGCACACAGAUGGACAUUAAUAAGCCACCAACGUAUUCACACGGGAGAGAAGCCGUACUGGUGUGACCAAUGUGGAAGAUUGUUUGCCCAGUGCAGUCAAUUGAGAACCCACCAAUGCCGGCAUGCAGGAGAGAACCCGUACAGCUGUGACUAGUGUGAGAAAGCUUUUAUUUAACGGUAUGACCUAAAAAUCCACCAACGUGUUCACACCAGAGAGAACCCGUCGUGAUGUGACCAAUGUUGGUAGUGACAUUAAAGCCCACAAAUGUGUUUACCCUGCAUUGUUUUGGACAUUUUCAGGGCCAGGCAAACAUCUUCCUACUGCCUCCUCCCCAUGCCCUGAUAGCUGUGUUGAUAUCUUACUUUUGUCUUUGAUUAGUUUUAUCUGUUUUUUAUUUCAAUUGUAACCCAAUGUUGGACCACCAGAUUCCUCCCUGUAGGACUCCCAUGUGUGAGAGCUGAUGUAGAGGCAGAUAAUGUAUUGUUCUAUAUCAAAUGUGAAAAUAAUGUCAGUUGCAAAAGGUCUUAGAAACAGUUGACCAGAUGUCAGAUUUCGCAAUAGAAAGGACUCUUUAUAAGAAGUUGUUUUUGAAUACUGUCGAGUUGUUGUACUUUGGAGUUACUGGGAAGGACUCAUUUUAAGGAGUUGUUUUUGUAAUGUUGAGCAAUUCUUGUACGAUCACAACCAUCCUUCUACAAUCAACAGAGAGAUGUCAACUACACAUUUGCGUUUCUUUAGCAAUUAGGUAAGCAACUGCAUGAAACCAGUGCCAUGGCGUGGUAGAAUAGGCAAGCUUUAAAUUGGAUUUUAGCAGAAAUAGGGGGAGUAUGUAAAAUGUUCGGGACGCUCUGUUGUACGUUUAUUUCAAAUAACAGCCUGAUGGAACACUUUCUGUUGCUAUGAGUAAGCUUGAAGCCUUAAAAUCUGAAAUGACUGAAAAUGCUGGUAAGAGUGGAAGAAUCAAGUGGGAUGGGUUAGAGGAAAUUUUUGGAAAAUGGGGAGCCGUUUUGGCUAAAACAGGGAUAAUUGUACUGAUAGUACUAAUUCUGUUUUCCUUAUUGACAUGUUGCAUCAUGCCUGUCCUGAAGAAAUGGUGUGAGAGAGAGAGAGAUGAACAAUGGCUGAUACUCUCUCCUGGAAGAGAGGACGGGGAAUAUAUAUACCACAACCACAUACACGAUAUCACAUAAACAAGAGACUGUGAACAAUAUACUCCACCAUUUUCUGUAUUCAUUUUUUUCUGUAUUCAUCUUUGUGUUUUGAUUUUACAAGAGGGAAAUGUACUCUGAUUUGGACUUAGCAAGUUAUGCAUAUUAUCCAAAAUGAUUUCUGUGAUUGUAUUUGAUCCUUUUAUUGAAAAUUCAUCUGUUAGGCCGCCUAAUGGGAGGGGGCCAACGGGGGACUUUUCCUGGAUUCAACAGCCGCCAGGUUUUUCCGAGACCACUUUUUCCUUCCCAAUACCGAUUCUGAUCCCUGAACCUUAGGUAUUUGCCGAUACCGAGUACCGAUCUGAUCCCAGUACGUAAUGUCUCAACUUCUAAACCUCUAUGUAAAAUAUUAAGAAAUAAAUACACAAUAGUAGAAUGAAUGCCAUAAAACUUUUUUUUAUUAUUAUGAUUUUAAAGGCGACAGUAGAAUGCUUUUUAAACUCCGCUCCGUUUCCAUUUUAUUUGCCUGUAGCGUGCGUAUGUGAAAUGAUACAAGGCAUUACGUGGUAUCGGAUUGGUCAUAGGCUGUACUCGCUGACACCCGAUACCGUAUUUUAGGCAGUAUCUGAGGCAUUUCCGAUACUGGUAUCGGUAUCGGUACAACUCUAGUUUUUCGCCUCCAUCAGUUGAAGUGUUGAGAGAUGCUAAAAAUAUGUUUCAGUGUUUCAAGUAAUAUCAUAUACUCAUGCCAAGUUCAUAUAUCAUCUUAUCAUAUUCAAGUUUAAGAGUUUCACACAAGACCAUAUAUUCAUGUUAGUAAGGAACUUCUACUCCUCCUACUCAUACUUAUACAAACAUAGGCGUUCAUUAACCAUACAUUAUCUCUGCGAAUAAUUUAUGAUAAAAUAAUAAAGAGGAGGGUCUAUGUAGAGGCAGAUAAUGUAUUGUUGAGUUGUUGUACUUUGGAGUUACUAGGAAGGACUCCUUUUAGGAGUUGUUUUUGUCAUGCUGAGUAAUUCUUGUACGAUCAUUUCCAGGAAAUCAAACUUGGCAGAAUGGUUAGGUCCCAGACCCAGACUUGAACGCACAUGGAUGCACACACACACAUAGACACACAUACACACACCCAGACACACACAUGCACACAAAAGAACAGACGCUCACUCACUCAGAUAGUAUAAAGGUUUUUGGAAGUUGCAUGAGUGGGGCUGUUUCUGCUGUGUCCGCUGUUUUCUACGACCUGUAUUGUUGAGUUGUACUUUGCAAUUAAAGUAAUCCGGCUGGCUGUAACUUUUCUCCGUGGUUCUCCAAGUCUCUUCAUUUCAGUGUUUGCUGAAGUUGAGCAAUUUCCGUACACUGACCACAAACUUUUCAAAAUCUAUCAUGCAACUGUCGGGGGCA
Messenger RNA from Epinephelus fuscoguttatus (brown-marbled grouper), 4963 nucleotides. RefSeq names its product zinc finger protein 239-like. Lineage: Eukaryota; Metazoa; Chordata; Actinopteri; Perciformes; Serranidae. The transcript has 3 exons. Gene Ontology annotation, cellular component: nucleus. Gene Ontology annotation, molecular function: DNA-binding transcription repressor activity, RNA polymerase II-specific; DNA-binding transcription activator activity, RNA polymerase II-specific; RNA polymerase II cis-regulatory region sequence-specific DNA binding. Gene Ontology annotation, biological process: negative regulation of transcription by RNA polymerase II. The record is from RefSeq and is a predicted model, not a curated record. The coding region runs from base 90 to 2567 and encodes 825 amino acids.